CGGUGAUGGAUAGGCGGGGCGUAUCAGGCCGAACAAGAUGGCGGCGCCCGGAGCCGGGAAGGUAGCGGCGGCCGCCGCGAGGGCAGCUGUCAAGCCGAUCUUCAGCCGGGACUUGGCGGAGGCCAAACGGCGCGUGCGAGAACUGUAUAGGGCUUGGUACCGAGAAAUACCAAACGCUGUGCAUCUAUACCAGCUGGACAUCUCAGUGAAACAGGGCCGGGAUAAGGUGCGAGAGUUGUUCAUGAAGAAUGCCCAUGCCACAGACCCUCGAGUUAUUGAUAUGCUCGUUAUUAAGGGGAAAAUGGAACUCCAAGAGACUAUUCACGUAUGGAAACAACGGACCCAUUUAAUGAGGUAUUUUCAUGAGACAGAAUUGCCACGACCCAAGGACUUCCUGUCCAAGUUCUAUGCAGGCCAUGACCCAUGAACUAAAUGAACUUUGUGGAGUUGUGAUACUGUAUGUUCGUCUGCUUCUAUUCCAAAUAAAGCCCUGUAUAUUGAA
Molecule: messenger RNA, 502 nt
Organism: Podarcis raffonei (Aeolian wall lizard)
Lineage: Eukaryota; Metazoa; Chordata; Lepidosauria; Squamata; Lacertidae
Gene: NDUFA6
Product: NADH:ubiquinone oxidoreductase subunit A6
Exons: 3
Coding region: 38-427 (129 amino acids)
Biological process (GO): response to oxidative stress
Source: RefSeq, a predicted model, not a curated record